AUGGCCAAAGGUCAAAGGAGCAAAAGAUCGGCUUAUAGUCAUAAUGGAUGUAAGCAAUGCAAACAAAGGAAGGUAAAAUGCGACGAACGCCGACCGCGAUGCUGGCAAUGCGAACGAUUGAAUAAGGAGUGUGGGUAUUUGGCAGACCGCAACUCUCGCAUGGAAGGAAAUAAUGGCAGAAGGUCAGCAGAUAGCGGAGAACCGUCGACUCAGGGUAGUCGCUCUUUCCUAUCAAACAACGAAAAUACCUCAGACUUCGCGACGAUGGACCACACAAACGUGCCAUUAGACUCAGCAGAUACUGCAAAUGACUCCGGCCGACUGGACUCUCUAUCUCUAUUUUCGGUAGCAGAAGAUUUAAGUGAAAUCGUCAACCUCAGGCUGGAGGAAAUGGUCGAAGUGCCUAACUUGACUGACGAUUUGGAUAAAUAUUUAGAGGGUGAUACUAUCGAAAACAUAUCUGGGAUUCCAUCUGUGCCUCUGAUCCAAGAUGUUCCUAUAAGCCAUCUCAAUGUUCAGGGACACGACACAAUUUAUUUGCAUCAGUUCUAUCAUCAUUUCGCAGAUAUUUUGUUGCCCUUUCAAGUCACAAUUGAUGGUAAGAAAGGUAAUCCACUCAGGGAUUUACUGAUGAUAUAUGCUCGAGAAACUCCAUAUCUUUUAUGUGCUAUACUCGCUUGUGGAGCUAGGCUGUCGCACCGUAAAACCGCUCUUUUAGAAGAUCAACAAAAUUAUAAAUUUUAUCUGCAGAGCUGCCUCCAGUUUCUCACGUCGGCAAUGGCAAAUAACUUGGCUUCACAAACAGAACACAUCCUUCUCACUGUUUUAACAAUGACUUGUGAUGGCGCAAUGGGUCCUACGCAGAAUUGGAGAUUUCAUCUGAAAGGAGCAAAGGGAUUACUGGUAAACAUUUCGAAGUUUGACUUUGAAAAUGACUCUCCUGCAUUGAUUGUGUGUAAGUUGUGGUUUUCCUCCAUCGAGAUUUUGGCUGGUUUAACUUCUCCAUUGGGCGGCACGCUGGCAACAGACGAAGAAUUUAACCUUCUUCUGUCCCUGACAGACAAGCAGAAAAGAAUACUUUACCAAGCCAAUUUCAUUCACUCAAAUGAUUUCAUUCUCUUUCAUGGAUUCACCGUUGAUCUCAUGGCUUGUCUCAAAGAUGUCAUUAAGGUCUUACAAGACAAACGUGAUUCGAAGCAAAAUCUGGAGCUAGUAAUUGAUUUACUAGCCGCAUUGAAAAAAGAAGCAAGUUCUGGUCCUGCCCUGGUGAACUGGUCAGAAUCAAAUAUCUUUCCAUGCCACUACGUUGCCAGACAUGCCCAAGAGCUCCCUACAAGGGAUAUGCAGGGUGUGAUUUUCUUCAAAGCAGGCGAGGCGUCCUUCGACUGGCCAGAAGUCUGUCAGCAGGCCUACAUAUUUGCCGCUAUGAUAUUGAUAUUGACAAGUGUAUUAGAGACUAGUAAAGACUCCGAGGUAGUCCAACAACUGGUGUCAGAUUUGCUUGUUUUUGCCGACCUUAUCAGCGGAUCAGGCGACCCACCCAAGUAUACGUGCUUGUUUUCUCUUCAAUGGCCCAUGUAUAUUGCUGGAUUGAAUAGUACUCGAGCUGCUGAUCGCCUCAAGGCAGAAAAGUUCUUCCGGCUUCUCGCCGAGAUUUAUUCUGGGUCGGCGUGUGCUCUGCUGGAAAAGCUUAAGAGGUCAUGGUAUGGCAAAAAUGAGGACAAGCAAAAUCACCCUGAUUAUAAUCUAGAUGUGGUUGCUUACUAA
Molecule: messenger RNA, 1767 nt
Organism: Lachancea dasiensis
Lineage: Eukaryota; Fungi; Ascomycota; Saccharomycetes; Saccharomycetales; Saccharomycetaceae
Source: the annotation of a GenBank genome assembly